Marmota monax (woodchuck) is the source of this 2752-nucleotide messenger RNA. It is a transcript of the gene Ccdc8, whose product is annotated as coiled-coil domain containing 8. The transcript has a single exon. Lineage: Eukaryota; Metazoa; Chordata; Mammalia; Rodentia; Sciuridae. Gene Ontology annotation, biological process: regulation of mitotic nuclear division; microtubule cytoskeleton organization. Bases 748 to 2334 code for a protein of 528 amino acids. Gene Ontology annotation, cellular component: 3M complex. The record is from RefSeq and is a predicted model, not a curated record.
CUUCCUGCCCGUGCGCUGCACCGCACCGCCUGAGCGCGCGGGCGGGAGGCGGGCGGCGCGUCAAGGUCAGCUUGGAGCGGGUGGCCGCCUGCCUGGGGGCGGGAGACCCUCCUGGGGGCUGGGCUGAGGCCUCCAAGCUCCUCGGCCAUAUUGAACAGCCACGCCGAGCCGUCUUUGUCUGCGAAGACCUCUCCCAAGUCCCUGCCGCGUCCCGGGUGCCAGGACCGGGGAGGACUCGCAGCCCUCGCGCGCCAACUUGGAGUCGGGACACCACGUUACCAUCUCGGAGCGGGCCUCGAGCCUCGGGACUGAUCUCACCCCGGCUCACAUAAGCAUCCUGGGACUUGAUACCCGCCAGCCCUUUGUGGGGAGCCCGACUUGGUCAAGACUGGGCUUGUUGCAGGAGGGGACUUUGGAAGGAGAGGGGAGGUGAGACCCUCCGGGCAGCGUUGCCGGGACCCUCCGCCCCUCUUCCCCCUAGACUAGGGGCUUCCCGUCGUCUGUUUGGGCUCCUUGCCCCCCACCCCAGAUAUCACCCUGGAGAUCUUAAAGACGCUGGAGAAAAGCCAUAUCGGGGGCUGGUUCCCCUGGGGCUUCCUCCCGUCCCCCGACUGCCUCAUCCUCUGGAGCGUCCCCGAUGUCUGCAAAGAUGUGGAUCUGGACGUCCUCGUGGAAGCCCUGAAGCCCGUGGGCACCUUCAAGAAGAUCGGCAAGGUGUUCCGCAAGGAGGAGGACUCCACGGUGGGCAUGCUGCAGAUCGGGGAGGACGUGGACUAUCUGCUCAUCCCCCGGGAGGUCAGGCUGGCGGGGGGCGUGUGGAGGGUCAUCUCCAAGCCCGCCACCAAGGAAGCGGAAUUUCGGGAGCGGCUGAUCCAGUUUCUAGAGGAAGAGGGCCGCACCCUGGAGGACGUGGCCCGCAUCAUAGAGAAGAGCACCCCACACCCGCCUCAGCCCCCCAAGAAGCCCAAGGAGCCCCAGGUGAGGAGGAGAGUCCAACAGAUGGUCCCUCCCCCGCCUCGGCUGGUCGUGGGCACGUUCGACAGCAGCAACGCCAGCGACAGCGACUUCAGCGACUUCGAGACCUCCAGAGCCAAGGGCUGCAAAGGCCCGCGCAGCCGCAGGAAGGUGCGCAAAAUGCCCGUCAGCUACUUGGGCAGCAAAUUCCUGGGCAGCGACCUGGAGAGCGAGGACGAUGAGGAGCUGGUGGAGGCCUUCCUCCGGCGCGGGGAGAAGAAGCCCAGCGCCCCACCCGUGCGCCGCAGGGUCAACCUGCCAGUACCCAUGUUCGAGAACAACUCGGGGCCCCCACAGUCCAAGGCAGACAGGUGGCGAGAGUACGUCAGCCAGGUGUCCUGGGGGAAGCUGAAACGACGGGUGAAGGGUUGGGCUCCCAGAUCUGGCCCCGAGGUCGGGGAGGCCCCACAAGCCUCCCCCCGGGCGGAGAGAGAUGGGGCGGCAGGGCCCAACCACAGUGCCAGCCCCGGGGAAAACACGGGAAACGCAGGAGAUAGGAGCGUGCUGGCCACCUCCUCCAGAAGAUGGAGGCCCAAGAUCAACUGGGCCUCCUUCAGACGUCGUCGGAAGGGGGAGGCAGCAUCCCCAGCUCCUGAGGCAGACAUACCAGCUGACCAGAGGGCAGAGGGUGUACAUAACCAGGGGGCAGAGGCUCCAGCUGACCAGAGGGCAGAGGCCCCAGCAGAUCAAGGGGCAGAGGCUGAAGCUGACCAGAGGGCAGAGGCCCCAGCAGAUCAAGGGGCAGGGGCUCCAGCUGUACAAGGGGCAGGGGUCCCAGCUGACCAAGGGGCAGAGGUCCCAGCUGACCAGGGGGCAGGGGUCCCAGCUGACCAGGGGGCAGAGGUCCCAGCUGACCAGGGGGCAGGGGUCCCAGCUGACCAGGGGGCAGGGGUCCCAGCUGACCAGGGGGCAGGGGUCCCAGCUGACCAGGGGGCAGAGGUCCCAGCUGACCAGGGGGCAGGGGUCCCAGCUGACCAGGGAGCAGGGGUCCCAGCUGACCAGAGGGCCAGGGCCUCAGGUGAUCAGAGGGAAGAGGCUGGGGAGGCCCAGGCUAUCCAGGAAGCCGAAGCCUUAGCUGGUCUGGGGGCCGCCGGGGCAGCCCCAGGGGCUGGGGCUCGGAAACAAGUCAAGACCGUGAGGUUCCAGACCCCUGGGCGCUUUUCAUGGUUUCGAAAACGCAGGAGAGCCUUCUGGCACACUCCCCGGCUGCCAACCCUGCCCAAGAGAGUCCCCAGGGCAGGUGAGGCCAGGAACCUCAGGGUGCUAAGGGCUGAGGCCAGAGCAGAAGCAGAGCAGGGAGAACAAGAAGAUCCGCUGUGAGGGUUCCCUGGGGACCUCAGAGCAUCCUGUGCCCCACCUCCCACCAGCCACUAAGGUACCUCCCUCCCAGGUCCCAGCGGAGCUACUCUCUCCCUCCAGACUUGUAAAUAGAGGUGGACAGAGGGACAGGCAGCACCUCCCAUAUCUCUACCCAGUGACCCUCGUCUUAUCUAUUGUGCAUUUAUUUUUUUUUUAAUACUAUAUCCCAAAGAAUGUAAAGAAAGAAGCUGAUAGGUCAGGGUGGCAUUGCCCGGGGUUUUAACUUCUAAGUGCUCAGUUUGAAAAAGGGAGGAGGGCAGAGCAAGGGGGGGACUUCCCAGCCUUCCUGCCUCCAUUUUGCCAGCACUUGUAACUUGGCCUCCUUGAACUUGAAAAGAGGGCUUAAGCCAACAUGCAAAUAAAAGUGUCUCUGAGUUGA